Molecule: messenger RNA, 9441 nt
Organism: Entelurus aequoreus (snake pipefish)
Lineage: Eukaryota; Metazoa; Chordata; Actinopteri; Syngnathiformes; Syngnathidae
Product: cell adhesion molecule 2-like
Exons: 10
Coding region: 88-1296 (402 amino acids)
Source: RefSeq, a predicted model, not a curated record
UCUGCGCGGACCCCCAGCAGGAUACACGAGCCCAGCCAGGCACGACCAGUCGAUUGUCGCACGACGACGACGACGACGACGACGACGAUGAUGAUGAUGAUGGUCAGGCGGCGCGUGCUCUUCAUCCUCUCCAGCCUGUGCGCGAGCAUCUUUGGAGUGGAAGGGACAAAAAUCAAAGCAAAAGGCGGCCACGGCCAGUUCCCCAUCACUCAGAACGUGACGGCGCUGGAGGAGGCGGCUGCCAACAUGACCUGCAGGGUGGACUUUAAUGACAACACCUCCCUCCAGUGGUCCAACCCGGCGCAGCAGACCCUCUUCUUCGGGGACAAGAAAGCUCUGCGCGACAACCGGAUCGAGUUGGUGCGUGCGUCCUGGCAGGAACUGACCAUCCGCAUCAGCAACGUGAGCCUGGCGGACGAGGGCCAGUACACGUGCUCGCUCUUCACCAUGCCCGUCAAAACCACCAAGGCCUUCCUCACCGUCUUAGGAGUACCACAGCGGCCCGAGAUCACCGGCUUCACUCGACCCGCCUUGGAGGGCGAAGUCAUCGCUCUCACUUGCACCACCUCGGGCAGCAAGCCUGCCGCACACCUCAGGUGGUUCAGGAACGACAAGGAAGUACAAGGCUCCAUGGAGGUGACGCCCAGGGGGAAAUCCUUCGUGGUGACGAGCAGCUUGUACUUCCAGGUGCAGCGAGGGGACGACGGCGUGGCCUACACCUGCAUGGUGGAGCACGGCUCUCUCAACAACCCCUACAUGACCACCGAAGUCCUGGAGGUCCACUACGCUCCUCGUGUGGACAUCAGACAUUCCAUGAACGUCCCCCAGGAGGGACACUACUUCAAACUGGAGUGCUUCUCCCGAGGAAACCCCAUCCCAGAACCGGUGUUGUGGUCCAAAGAUGGCGGCGAGCUGCCCGACAUGGAGCGAAUGAUCGUGGAGGGCAGCGAGCUGACCUUCACGUCGCUGAACAAAACGGACAAUGGCACGUAUCGCUGUGACGCCAGCAACCUCUUGGGGAGCAGCAGGGCCGAAUACGUGCUCUUUGUUUACGAUCCAAACGCGGUCGGACAGCACGGCCCCGACCACGCUUUAAUCGGCGGCGUCGUGGCGGUGGUGGUCUUCAUCACGCUGUGUUUGAUCAUCGUCUUGGGGCGCUACCUCGCCAGACAUAAAGGGACGUAUCUCACGCACGAGGCCAAAGGGGCGGAGGACGCCCCCGACGCCGACACCGCCAUCAUCAACGCCGAGGGCAACCACAUGCACACCGAGGAGAAGAAGGAGUAUUUUAUUUAGGCUUUUUUUUCUUCUUUUUUUUUUACCAGACAUGCAAUUUGAAGCUGCCUCAAUGUGACCACAUGAUCGCCCACUUCCUCCUUUACUUUGUUGCCAUUUGCGGACAAUAUCUGACAUGUUUUAGCUAGCAGGACGCUUCGCUGUUAACAUCCGGGGGGGGGGGUCAUUUUAAGGGAUGGUUACCCGCCACAAUAAUGCACAGCGAGAUCCCAAAGUCAACCCGGGAAAAAAAAAAAAAAAAAAAAGAAGCACAAUCUUCUGGUUAUCUGUUGGCGUUCCUUUUUCCCGCUGCGACUAAAAAGCACAAAUAGUGAGGGCUGGCGGAGGAAGAAGCCACGACCUGCAUCUCGUCUCAGGAGUGCAGAAGACAGAAGAGUUCAGUUUGCAAGUAGAAACCUGACCGACGUUUGGUUUGCGAGUGGAAACCUGGCAAACGAUUAGUUUGCGAGUGGAAACCUGGCAAACGAUUUGUUUGCGAGUAGAAACCUGGCAAACAAUGAGUUUGCGAGUGGAAACCUGGCAAAUAAUUAGUUUGCAAUUGACAACCUAGCAGACAGUUUGCGAGUGGAAACCUGGCAUACGAUUAGUUUGCGAGUGCAAACCUGGCAAACAAUUAGUUUGCAAUUGGAAACCUGGCAGACGAUUAGUUUGCGAGUGGAAACUUGGCAAACGAUUAGUUUGCAAGUGGAAACCUGGCAAAUGAUUAGUUUACGAGUGGAAAACUGGCAAACGAUGAGUUUGCGAGUGGAAACCUGGCAAAUAAUUAGUUUGCAAUUGACAACCUGGCAGACAAUUAAUUUGCGAGUGGAAACUUGGCAAACGAUUCGUUUGCGAGUGGAAACCUGGCAAACGAUUAGUUUGCGAGUGGAAACCUGGCAAACGAUUAGUUUGCGAGUGGAAACCUGGCAAACGAUUUGUUUGUGAGUGGAAACCUGGCAGACGAUUAGUUUGCGAGUGGAAACCUGGCAAACGGUUAGUUUACGAUUGGAAACCUGGCAGACGAUUAGUUUGCGAGUGGAAACCUGGCAAAUGAUUUGUUUGCGAGUAGAAACCUGGCAAACAAUUAGUUUGCGAGUGGAAACCUGGCAAACAAUUAGUUUGCGAGUGGAAACCUGGCAAACGAUUAGUUUACAAGUGGAAACCUGGCAGACAAUUAGUUUGCGAGUGGAAACUUGGCAAACAAUUAGUUUGCGAGUGGAAAACUGGCAAACAAUUAGUUUGCAAGUGGAAACCUGGCAGACGAUUAGUUUGCGAGUGGAAACCAGGCAAACAAUUAGUUUGCGAGUGGAAACCAGGCAAACAAUUAGUUUGCGAGUGGAAACCUGGCAUACGAUUAGUUUGCGUGUGGAAACCUGGCAAAAAUGUGUUUGCGAUUUAAAACCUGGCAGACGAUUAGUUUGCGAGUGGAAACCUGGCAAACGAUUAGUUUACAAGUGGAAACUUGGCAGACAGUUUGCGAGUGGAAACUUGGCAAAAAUUUGUUUGCGAUUUAAAACCUGGCAGACGAUUAGUUUGCAAGUGGAAACCUGGCAAACAAUUAGUUUGGGAGUGGAAACCUGGCAAACAAUUAGUUUGGGAGUGGAAACCUGGCAAACAAUUAGUUUGCAAGUGGAAACCUGGCAGACGAUUAGUUUGCGAGUGGAAACCUGGUAUACGAUUAGUUUGCGAGUGGAAACCUGGUAUACGAUUAGUUUGCGAGUGGAAACCUGGCAAAUAAUUAGUUUGCAAUUGGAAACCUGGCAGACGAUUAGUUUGCGAGUGGAAACCUGGCAAACGAUUAGUUUGCGAGUGGAAACCUGGCAAACGAUUCGUUUGUGAGUGGAAACCUAGCAGACGAUUAGUUUGCGAGUGGAAACCUGGCAAAAAUUUGUUUGCGAUUUAAAACCUGGCAGACGAUUAGUUUGCGAGUGGAAACCAGGCAAACAAUUAGUUUGCGAGUGGAAACCUGGCAUACGAUUAGUUUGCGAGUAGAAACCUGGCAAACAAUUAGUUUGCAAUUGGAAACCUGGCAGACGAUUAGUUUGCGAGUGGAAACCUGGCAAACGUUUACGGGAGAAACUAUGCUCAACGUGUGAAUAUUGCUGUUAAAUACUUUGCUAACGACGUGAAUAUUUCUGAAGGAUGUUGUUCAGUCUUUAGAUCCCUGGUGCAUUUGUACAUUUUCCCUCGUAUGUAUGGUUGCCGUCCAAUGAAAAUACUUUUUGAAAUGAAAUGAAUUCAUGUUGGCAGUGAAUGGAUCACGACAAGCCAUAGCAAAGAAAAAUUAAAGAUGAGAUCUCCUUUAUGUCUCAUUUCUAACUCCGAGACAUAAAGUCUCACUCUCGCAGUUCUCAUACUUUUUUUUUAAUAAUUGAAGGUGGGUUGUCCAAUCUUGAAAGACAGCAGCAGUUUAGUGGUGAUGCAUUCACUGCCCUGACAACACAAGAACCUGCUGAAGGACAACUUGGAGACGAUUGUUGACGUUGCACACCUGAAAUAUUUAAGGGGUUUUCAUUUGUUUUUGGGGUUGGUGUAAAUAGCGUCUAAGGAUUGGACUUCGAAAGAAAAAUCCGUAGUUUUAACCAGGGGUGUCCUGAUACUACCUGUCCACGUCCGAUACUUUGGAGGCUUGAGUAUUGGCCGAUACCGAUAUUAUUUCGAUACGAUAUCAGCAGGAAUCAUACAUACUUGUAUCAUUUAGUAGUGUGGAAUGUUAGAGAAGGUUUGAUCAAGUGAAAUGAGUCGAACCUAUUUAUUAUUGUGAAGGGAAUUAUAUUUAUAUAGCGCUUUUCUCUCGUGACUUUACAUAGUGAAACCCGUUGUCAGGUUCAAACACUGAUGACAUCUAUUAAACAAGACAGGAGGCAAAGAAUUAAACAGAGACAGAAUUCCAUUUGGACUCAAUAUAUUGAGGAGAGUCGCCCGGACAUUGUAUCCUUCUACAAUCUCCAGCACGUUCUGCCAAAACAUUGCACUUCUCCUUCUUUAUUUGACUUUCUCCGACCACCUGACCACCGCUUCCACUUCCAGAGGGAAAUGGGUCGUAAACAGCCUUGCCUUUGGUUACAGAAUAGUUCAAAAGAAGAGGUCGCAAAAUAGUUCAAAAAGAGGUCCAUGAAAUAGUUCAAAGAGAGUUCGUAAAAUACUUCAAAAAGAGUUUGUCUGGAAAUUGGGCAGAUCCUGCCAUAUGUCCGCUUUGAAGUCCUUGGGUUUAGAACAAUAUCUUUCUGUUGAUUACCAUACAUGAGAGGAAACAGAAAACCCUGGAGUUUUUACGAGCCUUCUUCUUGGUAGGUUUCAAAGACAGCUUUUGCACCCAUUAUCUAAGUUACAUUUUUAAACCAGUGUGGAGUGGCACUGGGUGCAAGUGGGUAAAGUGUCUUGCCCAAGGACACAACGGCUGUGACUAGGAUGGCAGAAGCGGGGGCCGAACCUAAAACCCGAGCUACGCUGCCCAGGAAUAGACUUUUGCUGUCUUUAAGUUGAAGUGGAGUUGUUUUUUGGCAACACCCACGGGUCUCAAUAAUUCAUUGAGUUAAGCAAAUUGAGUUAAAUUGAAUGAUGCGGACACGUUUAUUACUGGAUACUUUCUAACACGCUCCUGCUUUGGAGAGAUUUGUGUAAGUAAUAUGCAACUAUAAUUAUUAGAUACUUGUUCAAUGUCACCUUUUCUUCUUCUUUGAUGAUUAUUACCUACGUCUAGCUGGUGUGCUAUUGUGUGCUUAGCUGUUGUGUAGCUGCUACCUCCUAGUGGCCUAUAGCCUAGCAUGUUUACCUUUUUGUAAAUGACUUUAGUAAAAAAGAAGAACUGGUGUGUCUAUUGUAGGACAUUUAGAUUUUAACUGUCUGUCCAGCUUUGCGCAAGUAAACUCGCUGCAGGGCUGCUUGUGUCGCACAUGACAUCGCACGCGAGUAAACACGCUGCAGGACUGCUUGUAUCGCACACAAGUAAACAACGCUGCAGAGCUGCUUGUAUCACACAUGAUAUCAAGCGCUAGUAAACACGGUGCAGGGCUUCCUGUAUCACACGUGACAUCGCACGCAAGUAAACACGCUGCAGGACUGAUUGUAUCGCACACAAGUAAACAAUGCUGCAGAGCUGCUUGUAUCACACCUGAUAUCACGCGCUAGUAAACACGCCACAGGGCUGCUUGUAUCGCACGUGACAUCGCACGCAAGUAAACACGCUGCAGGACUGCUUGUAUCGCACACAAGUAAACAACGCUGCAGAGCUGCUUGUAUCGCACAUGAUAUCAAGCGCUAGUAAACACGGUGCAGGGCUGCCUGUAUCGCACGUGACAUCGCACGCAAGUAAACACGCUGCAGGACUGAUUGUAUCGCACACAAGUAAACAACGCUGCAGAGCUGCUUGUAUCGCACAUGAUAUCACGUGCUCGUAAACACGGUGCAGGGCUGCCUGUAUCGCACGUGACAUUGCACGCAAGUAAACACGCUGCAGGACUGCUUGCAUCGCACACAAGUAAACAACGCUGCAGAGCUGCUUGUAUCGCACAUGAUAUCACACACUAGUAAAUAUGGUGCAGGGCUGCUUGUAUCGCACAUGACAUCGCACGUAAGUAAACACGCUGCAGGACUGUUUGUAUCGCACACAAGUAAACAACGCUGCAGAACUGCUUGUAUCGCACCUGAUAUCACGUGCUAGUAAACACGAUGCAGGGCUGCCUGUAUCGCACACAAGUCAACAACGCUGCAGAGCUGCUUGUAUCUCAUAUGAUAUCACGCGCUAGUAAACACGCUGCAGGGCUGCCUGUAUCGCACAUGACAUUGCACGCAAGUAAACACGCUGCAGGACUGCUUGUAUCGCACACAAGUAAACAACGCUGCAGAGCUGCUUGUAUUGCACAUGAUAUCACACGUUAGUAAACACGCUGCAGGGCUGCUUGUAUCGCACACAAGUAAACAACGCUGCAGAGCUGCUUGUAUCGCACGUGAUAUCACGUGCUAGUAAACACGGUGCAGGGCUGCUUGUAUUGCACAUGACAUCGCACGCAAGUAAACACGCUGCAGGACUGCUUAUAUUGCACACAAGUAAACAACGCUGCAGAGCUGCUUGUAUCGCACAUGAUAUCACGUGCUAGUAAACACGCCGCAGGGCUGCUUGUAUCGCACAUGACAUCGCACGCAAGUAAACACGCUGCAGAACUGCUUGUAUCGCACACAAGUAAACAACGCUGCAGAGCUGCUUGUAUCGCACGUGAUAUCACGUGCUAGUAAACACGGUGCAGGGCUGCUUGUAUUGCACAUGACAUCGCACGCAAGUAAACACGCUGCAGGACUGCUUAUAUUGCACACAAGUAAACAACGCUGCAGAGCUGCUUGUAUCGCACAUGAUAUCACGCGCUAGUAAACACGCCGCAGGGCUGCCUGUAUCGCACAUGAUAUUACACAAGUAAAAAUGCUGCAGGACUGCUUGUAUCGCACACAAGUAAACAACGCUGCAGAGCUGCUUGUAUCGUACAUGAUAUCAUGCGCUAGUAAACACGCUGCAGGGCUGCCUGUAUCACACAUGAUAUCGCACACAAGUAAAAACGCUGCAGGGCUGCUUGUAUCGCACACAAUGUCACACGCUCGUAAACACGCUGCAGGACUGCUUGUAUCGCACAUUAUGUCACACAUUUUACAUGCGAGCCAAUAACAACCAAUAAUAGUUUUUUGCUGAUAUCGGAUCGAUUGCUGAUAUCAGUAUCGGAUCGGGACACCCCCGCUUCUAACUGAAUUUUCAUCUUAUUCUCCAUCUUUUCUAUGAAGGACUAGCACAGCCACGUUAAAAUAAAAAUAAAAAAGACAAUUAAGUAGUAAAAAAAACAAAUAACAUUUUCAAUAUCAAAAAGUCAUAAUUUUACACAAUUUUUGUUAUUUUAUGAGAGUAAAAUUGCAGAAAGUUAUCUUGUACUUAAAAAAAAAAAAAAAAGGAGGUAAAGGAAUAAACUUUUUGUCUUAAUUUUCUGACAGUUUGUGGAGAUAGGUGAAACGAUACUGAAGCAUUAUGAAACACAAGGAGUGAUACUGUAUCGCUCGAUGCCUGCAUGUGUGCGUCACUUUAAGAAAAAUAACAUGUGACUGCUGUGUUGGUCGACGCCAAACUGUGUUCAUCAGGAGGCCUCUUUCGGCUCACAAGUGACAGCUCAUACUGAAAGGAGUGGCGUGAUGCCUUUGAUAUCAAUAUUCGGGUUUUUUUCAUUAUUUAAUUAUUUAAUUUCCUUUGUUGGUCAAAUGUAGUAACGUUUUUUUUUAAUCCAGCAGAUGGCGGUGUCAGUGCAGCCUCAAUACAGCUAGUGAGUGUGCCAAACACUCAUGUAGCCAUCACUACAAUAAAGCUGUUCAGUGAACGUUUGGAAAAUAGUCUCCUUUUAUUCAAAUGUGGCCGUGGUCAUGCAAAAAACAAUGUGAAUAUCGAAUAAAACAAAAUAUUAUAAUAUAACUUUUUUAUUUGCCAAAAUGAAUACAUGAAAUGUUGUACAUAAACUAAUAUUAAAAACAUUAUUUAUAGUUGCAACAAUAAUGUAAAAUAAUAAUUUAUUUUUUUUCAUGAAAAAUGUCUUUUUAUUCUCCUUUUUUGCUACUUAAUUGUCAUGAUUGAUUUAGUGUUGUAACAUUGAUUUAGUUUUCAGUGUGGCUCCAAUGACUCCUUCAACAGGGAUCCUAAUGAGGGCAAAAAAGAGAAACCGUACGUCUGUCUUACACUCCUAUUAUUAUGACCAGUGCUAUUCUUACUAGUUCAGUCAUGGUUUGUUGAUCAUAAGAAUGGACACCAGGAUCACCGUUAUGGCCUUUGAGUUUGCUGCAAACGUUGGUGAAUCAAACACGCCCACGCUGUAUAAAAGGUCACAUGACACACCGACGCUGUAUAAAAGGUCACAUGACACACCGACGCUUCUUUUCACGCCAUUAGGAACUCAUUUUGUUAGAAAAAAACUACAAACAAACAAAAAAAAUACUUUUCAAAUUGCUGUAAUUAGCUUUUUAUGAGGGGGGGGGUAUUAAUGUGUGUUUGUGUAUGUGUGCGUGCGUGUUUAUUUGUGUGUGUGUGUGUGUGUGUGUGUGUGUGUGUGUGUGUGUGUGCGUGUAUGAAUGUGUGCGCGUGUUUGUGUAUGAAUGUGUGUGUGCGUGUGUAUAAAUGUGUGUAUGAAUGAAUGUGUGUGUGUGUGCGUGUGUGUAUAAAUGUGUGUGUGUGCGUGAUUUUUUUCUUCCUAGCUUAAUAUUGAAUAUUGAUUUUCCACUCUGCCAUGUAAAGCAAAGAGAUGAAGAGAAAAGAACAAGAAGAUUAAAACAUGAAUUUAAAGUCUAAACUUGUUGUCUUUUUCUUUUUCUUCUUUUUAAAUGUUCCUUUUCCUCCUUUUUGCUUUCUGUAUUUAAUUGUUUCUCCUUUUCCUUUUUAUACCUCUUUUUUAAUUUAUUUUUCCAUUAAUUUGACUUUUAAUUUUCCCUCUUUUCUCUUUUCUUUCUGUAUUUCUGUCUCUUUUUUUUUUUUUUCAUGUGUGUUCCUUGAUUCAUUUUUCCUUCCUUUUCUGUUUUUUUUACUCGUUUUCUUUAAUUAGUUUUUUUCCUUUUUCAGUUUUUCUGUAUUUCUUUACAUUUUCUUCCUUUUUUUUGUUCAUUUUAUUUUCUGUUCCUUUUCCAUUCCAUGUUGCCUUCUCUUUUUAUUCUUCUAUUUAAAUGUUCCUUUUCCUCCUUUUUGCUUUCUGUAUUUAUUUCGUUUUUCUCCUUUUCAUACCUCUUUUUUUUUUCCUUUUUCCAUUAAUUUGACUUUUAAUUUUCCUCUUUCUUUCUCUUCUCUUUCUGUAUUUUUGUCUCUUUUUUUCCUUUUUAUUCCUUGAUUAAUUUUUCUUUCCUUUUCUAUUUUUUUCCUUUUUUUCUUUAGUUUUUUCCUUUUUCAGUUUUUUCUGUAUUUCUUUACAUUUUCCUUCCUUUUUUUUCCUGUUUAUUUUAUUUUCUGUUCCUUUUCCAUUCCAUGUUGCCUUCUCUUUUUAUUCUUCUAUUUAUUUUUCUUCUUAAUUUUAUAUACAUUUUUAUUUAUUUUCCUCUUUUCUUUUUCUGUCUUUCCCUUCUCUCAAACCUCUCGUCCUUUUUCUUCCAUCCUCCUGACAAGGCGAGGAGGUAGGAGAGGGGCACUCUGCACUCUGUAAUUCGACAGCAGUAUCGGCC